GCAGAAGGAGCGGCUGUUGCGAACCCAACUGCAAAUUCAGACCAGGUGCAGACUGUCUGGAUGGACUCUGCUGUGAGCAGUGCAAGUAUUUACCAGAGGGAACGAUGUGCAGAAAGACUGCUUCGAAGUGUGAUCUUGCCGAGUACUGCAACGGGGCCAUGGCCGACUGCCCACCGGACGUCUAUAAACAAGACGGGAUCCCCUGCGAUACCAGUGCCAGCUGUUAUGCCGGGCAGUGCUUAGGGCUUCAGCGCCAGUGUGUGGCCCUCUUUGGCAAAGAUGCAAACGUUGCUCCACGGAGGUGUUUCGAGGAGGUGAACAUGCGUGGCGACCGGUCCGGCAACUGCGGCGAAGAGGGCAUGAAGUUCAAGAAAUGUAAAAUACAAGACGUCUUUUGUGGAAGGCUCCAGUGCACCAAGGUGGACACGAUCCCGAGGCUGCCCACCAGACAAGCUGUCCUGCAGACUCCAGUGGAGAACGUGAUGUGUUGGGGCACAGAAUUCCACCUCAGCCUGGCCUACGAUCUCGGCGCCGUGAGAGACGGGACACCCUGCGAUGUCGGCAAGAUAUGCCUAAACGGGUCAUGUGUCACUCUGGAAGUUCUGCAGUACGAUUGCGACUCGAACAGAUGUCACCUCCGAGGGGUGUGCAACAACAGGAGAAAUUGCCACUGCGCCUAUGGAUGGGCCCCUCCCUUCUGCGAGGGCAAAGGGUACGGAGGGAGCGUUGACAGCGGCCCGCCUCCAGUUUACAAAAGGAACUUGGCCGUCAUCUUUGCCGUGGUCACACUGGUUGGCGGGAUUCUCUCGGCGUUUCUUGUUAUCUCUAUCAUGAAGAGAGAACAAUUGAAGGGUUGGCUUGCUAAAUCAUACAAGGAACGGGAACCGUCAGACUCUGAAUCGGAACCAGAAGAUACCACGGAGGCAACGUCAGAGCCAGAACCUCCACCGGAACCACAAGAUACAUUGCCUGUAAAACGUACACAGUCACGGUUACUGCCUGCAAAACAUACCUCGCAGCCAGAACCUAGACAACGAUCACAGCAUACACUACAACCGGAAUCUAGACCACAACCACUGUAUACACCACAGCCGGAACUUAGACCACAACCACAGCGUACACUGCAACCAGAGCCUAGACCACAACCACAGCGUACACUAGAACCAGAACCUAGACCACAACCACAGCGUACACUACAACCAGAACCUAGACCACAACCACAGCAUGCAAUACAACCGGAACUUAGACCACAACCACAGCGUACACCGCAACCAGAACCUAGACCACAACCACAGCGUACACUGCAACCAGAAUCUAGACCACAACCACAGCGUACACUACAACCAGAAUCUAGAUCACAAUCACAGCGUACACUAGUACAAGAAUCUAGACCACAAUCACAGCAUACACUACAACCAGAAUCUAGACCACAACCACAGCGUACACUACAACCAGAAGCUAGACCACAACGAGAACCCAGACCACAGCCACAGCGUGCACUACAACCAGAACCUAGACCACAACCACAGCAUACACCACAACCAGAACCGGGGCUGCAGCCGACUCUGACCGGACUGGCCCUGCGCAGAGCGGCUCCUCCCGGGCGUCCGGCAUCAGGUCUGUGGGCAGCAUCCUGGGGGUUGCGGGCGCGGCGCAAGUUCACUGGCAACCUGCUCUGCAGGGCGUGGGGCCUCUUGGCCCCGAGCUAG
Messenger RNA from Sphaerodactylus townsendi, 1709 nucleotides. Its product is annotated as disintegrin and metalloproteinase domain-containing protein 30-like. NCBI's taxonomy places the organism in Eukaryota, Metazoa, Chordata, Lepidosauria, Squamata, Sphaerodactylidae. Bases 105 to 1709 code for a protein of 534 amino acids. The record is from RefSeq and is a predicted model, not a curated record. The transcript is spliced from 9 exons.